AAAAAAACAGGAAAUGUGGAGACAGUGCAGUUUCUAAAACCGACCUGCACGUGGCAGUAGUGAGCCAGUGGGAGAACAGUCAAUUCCGGUUUGUGGAAGCAGAAGAAGAAGCAUCAGCGUGUUAAACAUGGAGCGAAAACACAUGUCUGCAUUCUCUCUGUAUCAGGCUUUACAGCCACAACUGCCUCCUCCUGUUAAAAAAGCCAACUUACAGGUGGAAGUCAAGAAGAAAUCAAAGACCAAGUCCUCAAAAAUAAUUCCCUCUAAAGCUCAAUUGAGGGCCGAAAGACGCAAGAGGAAAAGGAAGCUUCUAAAAUCUGUGCAGAAAACCGAGGACCCGAUAGUGACAGCAGAUGUGAAUGCGGAGACGUGUGUGAACGGAGAGUCUUUGGAUGCUGUUCUGGUGGAGCUGGGCUCCAUCAGUAACAGCAGGGAGAGAGCCACCCAGAUGUUUCAGUGGCUCAUCCAUCCUGUUCCUGCAGCUCAUUUCUUUAGGGAAACUUGGGAAAAGAAGCCCAUCUAUGUUCAGCGCAGGAAUCCAGAUUAUUACAAAGGACUGUUCUCCACGGCUGAGUUUGAUCGUAUAUUGAGAGAGGAAAACGUUCAGUUUGGAGUGAACCUGGACGUCACAAGCUACACUAACGGCAAAAGGGAAACGCACAAUCCUCCAGGGAGGGCUCUGCCCUUCACUGUGUGGGACUUCUACGAGAGCGGCUGCUCCCUCCGCUUGCUGAAUCCCCAGGCCUUCUCCCACACAGUGUGGAACGUGCUGUCCGUCCUCCAGGAGCAGUUUGGCAGCAUGGCAGGAGCCAACGUUUACCUGACGCCACCUGGAACCCAAGGCUUUGCGCCGCAUUACGACGACAUUGAGGCUUUUGUGGUUCAGCUGGAAGGAAAGAAACACUGGAGGGUGUACAGCCCAAGGUCAGAGAAUGAGGUCUUGCCUGUACUUUCAAGCCCAAAUUUUGACCAGUCAGACAUCGGAAAGCCCAUCCUGGAUGUGGUCCUGGAGGCGGGAGAUCUUCUCUACUUCCCUCGAGGAUUCAUCCAUCAGGGCAAAUGUCUUCCCGAUGCACACUCUCUGCACAUCACCAUCUCCUCCUUCCAGAAGAACAGCUGGGGGGAUCUAAUGCAGAAGGUUGUUACGGCCGCUUUGGAAAUUGCAAUGGAAGAGGAUGUGGAAUUCCGUCGGGGUUUACCUCUGGACUACUUAACGUACAUGGGAGUGCAGAACUCUGAUAAGGAGGACCCCCGGAGGGUAAAAUUCCUCUCUCAAAUGGAGAAGCUGAUGAAGAAACUACCAAAUUACGCCCCGGUGGACGCUGCCGUCGACCAGAAAGCCAAAGAUUUCCUCCAUGACUGCCUGCCUCCUGUGCUUACUCCAGAUGAAUUUGCUACCAGUGUUCAAGGGGCAUCAGUUAGAUGGGUGAAUGGAAGGGUUAAGGGCACGGCGGCACACAUCACCACCCAAACCCUAAUAAGGCUCCUCCGGGCUGGGUGUGCCAGACUAUGCAGCGAUGGAGACGCCGUCCACCUUUAUUACACCAUAGACAACUCCAGAGUUUACCACAAAGAGGAGCCCAAGAGUUGGGAAGUACAAGCAGAGCACACAGAUGCUGUGGAGUUUCUUAUUCAUUCGUAUCCCAGCUUUGUGACUGUGGGAAGUUUGCCCUGUGAUUCUGCUCAGGAUAAAAUCGCCUUGGCUGAACUGCUUUUUGAGAAGGGGAUUAUCCACACUGAAGAACCUCUUCAGUCCUGAAAUGAUUUUGCUCCACAAACUACAUGAUCAAACUGAACAACAUCUAUAAAAUAAAAACUGUCAAAAGGUGUGCAGCGCCUCCACUUUAA
Messenger RNA from Oryzias latipes (Japanese medaka), 1848 nucleotides. RefSeq names its product ribosomal oxygenase 1 (gene riox1). The record is from RefSeq and is a predicted model, not a curated record. NCBI's taxonomy places the organism in Eukaryota, Metazoa, Chordata, Actinopteri, Beloniformes, Adrianichthyidae. Gene Ontology annotation, molecular function: histone H3K4 demethylase activity; histone H3K36 demethylase activity. Gene Ontology annotation, cellular component: nucleolus.